AUGACAACUACAUGGAUCAAAUUGAAUCACAAUCAUGAAUCAGUCAAUAACAUUGUCUUGGGCCUGGAUGAAAAUGGUGGUUUACGUAUAUCACUUGUCAACAUUAUAUUUCCAGGAACUAGGCUGCUCAAAUAUUUCGAUGAUCAAAAUCAAUGGAAAUGAAAACCUACGUCAUCUGUUGUAUCCGAUGGCUCACCAGAAACUAUACCAUCAAAAUCUUCUAAUUUAUCAGUUGCUGAACAUAAAUCAUAUAUAAUUGAUACAUUAAAUAACUGGUGCAAGAACAACAAAUCAAAAGAUAAUAAUGAACGAUUUUCUUUAGUUGAAGGCAAGGAUUAUUUUAUUUCAUUACAAAAUGAUUCAAGUGGUACAUUAAAAUGUAAUAUAAAGUGCUGCUGUGAAAAAUGGACAACAUUAGUAGUUAGACGUGGAAAAUUUCAACUGUCAAAUUUCUAUCGACAUUUACAAGGUUUAACUAAUGAAUGUCCUGCAUUAAAAAAAAAUAUUAAUAAUCCUCCAGUAUCAUCACCAUCAUCAACAAAUAAUCAGCAACCAUUGACCACAUCAGAUAAUGUACUUCAACAAAUUGCAUCACCAAAUUCGAUAUCUAUUAUACCACCAUCAGAUACAAUACAAUCGAAUUCAACUUCAGUCACAGCAUCGUCUAUCUCCAAAUCAACAGAAGAUGAUGAAGCUUGUGAUGAAAACAUUAUCGAACAACCAUCAUCAUUAAAAACAAAAAGACAACAAAAAGAACAAGAAGAAGAUAAUUUUUAUAUGCAGAAUAUUGUCUUGUUUGUACUUGUUCGAUUACUUUUUUCGUGUUCUCUUAUAUAUUAA
Rotaria sp. Silwood1 is the source of this 840-nucleotide messenger RNA. The record is from the annotation of a GenBank genome assembly. NCBI's taxonomy places the organism in Eukaryota, Metazoa, Rotifera, Eurotatoria, Philodinida, Philodinidae.